This is a messenger RNA of Melozone crissalis (California towhee), 1656 nucleotides long. Its product is annotated as zinc finger protein 436-like. Gene Ontology annotation, molecular function: RNA polymerase II transcription regulatory region sequence-specific DNA binding; DNA-binding transcription factor activity, RNA polymerase II-specific. The transcript has 6 exons. Gene Ontology annotation, cellular component: nucleus. The record is from RefSeq and is a predicted model, not a curated record. Gene Ontology annotation, biological process: regulation of transcription by RNA polymerase II. The coding region runs from base 1 to 1656 and encodes 551 amino acids. Lineage: Eukaryota; Metazoa; Chordata; Aves; Passeriformes; Passerellidae.
AUGGGCGACAGCGACCGCGGAGGCCUGGCUGCCACCUGCAUCCCCUCCCUCAGAUGUCGAACGAGCUGCACUCUCAAGAGGAUCCACACUGGGGAGAAGCCCUACGAGUGUGGGGAGUGUGGGAGGAGCUUCAGCAUGAGCUCCCACCUUAUCAGCCACCAGAGGAUCCACACUGGAGAAAGGCCGUACAAGUGUUCCCAGUGUGGGAUGUGCUUCAGCCGGAGCUCCAUCCUGAUCACGCACAAGAGGACCCACACUGGGGAGAGGCCCUACGAGUGUUCCAAGUGUGGGAAGGGGUUUCUGACCAGCUCCGAUCUCCUCCGGCACUAUCUGAGUCACAGAGAGGAGAGGUCCUUCCAAUGCCCCGACUGCGGGAAGGGAUUCAAGCACAACUCCACCCUCAUCAGGCACCGGUGCAUCCACACUGGGGAGAGGCCCUACGAGUGUGAUAAAUGCAGGAAGAGGUUUCAGAACAGCUCCUAUCUCCUCCUGCACUAUCGGAUUCACACAGAGGAGAGGCCCUUCCGCUGCCCCGACUGCGGGAAGGGAUUCAAGCAGAACUCCCACCUCAUCACUCACCGGCGCCUCCACACUGGGGAGAGGCCCUACGAGUGUCCCCAGUGUGGGAAGAGCUUCUCACAGAGCUCUCACUUGACCCAACACCAACGGAGGCACCAGAGGAUCCACACUGGGGAACGGCCCUAUGAGUGUGGGGAGUGUGGGAAGAGCUUCAGCCAGAGCUCCAACCUGAACCAGCACCAGAGGAUCCACACUGGAGAAAGGCCGUACAAGUGUUCCGAGUGUGGGAUGUGCUUCAGCCGGAGCUCCAGCCUGAUCACGCACAAGAGGACCCACACUGGGGAGAGGCCCUAUGAGUGUGAUAAAUGCAGGAAGAGGUUUCAGACCAGCUCCUGUCUCCUCCGGCACUAUCGGAUUCACAGAGAGGAGAGGCCCUUCCGCUGCCCCGACUGCGGGAAGGGAUUCAAGCACAACUGCAACCUCAUCAGACACCGGCGCAUCCACACAGGGGAGAGGCCCUACGAGUGUCCCCGGUGUGGGAAGAGCUUCUCCAGCAGCUCUGACUUGACCCAACACCAAGCUCUGGACGAGACACGUCAGCCUCAAGCGAAGGUUCAGAUGCGGAAUUUAGUCACCAAACAGCAGACGGGCUGCACCCACAGCCAUCUGUCGGGCCAUGCCUCCUCCACGGAAAGGGAGGCCGGCGCCCUCUUCCCCUGUCCCAGCUUCCCCCGCAGGGGCAGGCCCGGGACAGCCCGAAAAACUUGGGGGGGAAACCACGCUGGGUGCAGGAGCAGCUGCGGGCUGCUCCGAGGGUCCUGUGGGUUCGGCGCCGUCUUCAGCAUCAUCCUGAACAGGCACUGGCUCGGUUUGAGGCGGCGGGGCCGGAGAGGGCGCUGGUGGACGCAGCAGGACAGCCGGGGGGGCGGUGCCGAGUCGCUGUUGUCGCCGAGGGCGUCUCCUACCUACAGCGACGCAGCCGCAGGGAGCGGUGUUUCUGAGCUCUCAGGCGCAGGCGUGGAAGCCGGUGAAGCCACGGGCAGGACACCCGGGGAGGCGGCCGCGGGGCGGAUCCAGGAGGAGGCCCUGCAGGCCUGGCAGGCGGGACUCGGAGACCGGUGCUGCCCCCAUCUCUGA